Molecule: messenger RNA, 3048 nt
Organism: Anarrhichthys ocellatus (wolf-eel)
Lineage: Eukaryota; Metazoa; Chordata; Actinopteri; Perciformes; Anarhichadidae
Product: chemokine-like receptor 1
Exons: 2
Coding region: 6-1292 (428 amino acids)
Biological process (GO): phospholipase C-activating G protein-coupled receptor signaling pathway; positive regulation of cytosolic calcium ion concentration; inflammatory response
Cellular component (GO): plasma membrane
Molecular function (GO): G protein-coupled receptor activity; complement receptor activity
Source: RefSeq, a predicted model, not a curated record
UCAAUAUGAGCGAUGACGUCACAUAUUUAAGGGGUCACGGAUCAGAACUCCACGACUUCCACGGACUAGUCAGACUCGUCCGGUGUGUCUUUUCCAGCGGACACAUCCUCAUCGGACAGGCGCUUUUAGCAGGUCUCAAGACAACAAUGAUGGAGCUAAUGACUGCUAACCCUUUCUCUCACAACAAUACAUCCGACACCACUGGAAGAAAUGUCUCUUUGUAUGACGACGAUGAAGACGAGUAUGACUAUAAGGACGAGCACGCUGAGCUGAGACAGUCUCUCAACAUCAUGUCUCUCAUCGUUUACUGCCUGGCCUUUGUUCUUGGUGUGCUCGGGAAUGGAGUGGUUAUCUGGGUGACCGGCUUCAAGAUGAAGAAAACAGUUAACACAGUUUGGUUCCUCAACCUCGCCGUGGCUGACUUCCUCUUCACAGUGUUUCUGCCCCUGAGUGUGACCUACACAGCUUUGGAUUUCCACUGGCCUUUUGGCAAGUUCAUGUGCAAACUGAACAGCACAAUAAGCUUUCUGAACAUGUUUGCCAGUGUCUACAUUCUGGUGGUGAUCAGUGUGGACAGAUGUGUGUCUGUGGUGUGGCCCAUCUGGGCCCAGAACCACCGAAGUGUACGCAAGGCAUCCUGUGUGAGUCUGGGUGUGUGGGUGCUGGCUCUGAUUCUUAGCACUCCAUACUUCAUCUUCAGGGACACUGGGCCGUCAUAUGACAAUGAAGACAUCAUCAACUGCUUCAACAACUUUGCUUUUUCUGAUGACUAUGAAACUCCAUCUGUGAAUCAGCUGCGACAGUUUCGUCAUCAGGCCAUGACCAUCACCCGCUUCCUGCUGGGAUUUGUUGUCCCCUUCACCGUCAUUGUCUCCUGUUAUGCUGUGAUAAUCCAUCGUCUCAGAAGAAACCGCACUCUGGCCAGCCACUCAAGUCGCCCCUUUAAGAUCAUCGCUGCAGUUAUCACUAUUUUCUUCCUGUGCUGGGCUCCUUAUCACAUCAUGGCUUUAAUUGAGUUGGUGAAUCACAUGGCUAAUCAUGCAAGUGAGAUAUUAGACCAUGUCACCACUAUUGGAGUCCCUAUAGCAACCAGCCUGGCCUUUCUCAACAGUUGCCUGAACCCACUGCUGUACGUGUUCAUGGGCCAAGAUUUCAAGGAUAAAGUCCGCAAAUCCAUCCUGAAUGUUUUGGAGACUGCCUUCCAGGAAGAGGUUUCUCGCUCUUAUACCUACACAAACUCAAUGGUCACCAGUCGGAGCAAAGAAAAGUCUGUUUCUGAUGCCGAGGUAUAAGGCUUUCCAUGGUUUAAAAAAACAAAUACUGUAACUGUAAAUAGCAAAUGUAACUGUAUAUAACAAAUACCUUGGCUUCUGUUGUUGUUGUUUGUUAUCAAAGGACCCUCAAGGCGAUCUGUAUACAUUAUCUAAAAUUGAAACAUGACACCUGUUACCGUUUGACUUAUAUGAGACUUAUAAUUGGCAACUUCACCGACAGUAUUUACAAUCUGGUAGAGCAGACAAAUGGUAAUAUUAUACAGUGACUUCUAGAUCUAUGUGUCAUGCAUUUGUGGGAUAAAGCAUUUUUAAUUUAUGGAAAGGCAAAAUAUUUUUUAUUAAUAAUAAUAAGGCUUAUUUAUGUAGAGCUUUACAAGGGAGAAACCAGAAAUACAAUAACAUUCAUGCAUAAAUAAACACAUGAGGACAACUUUACCCAAAUUAAAUAACCUACAGAGCAAAAGGCUACAAUCAUCUUUUGAGUAACAAUGGUGCUUCUUCACUUCACAGUCCUGAUGUUGCCUGCAAUUUGACUCACAGCAGGAUCCUUAGUUUCUACCAUACUAGACCGAGUGGAUAUGUAUUGUGCCAUCUUUUUCAUAAUUUGAAAAUAGAUAUUACAUCAGUUUAUGGUUUCAUUUGUGCAACACAAGCAACAAGUAUCUAAGAUUUAGUACAUUAUGCCCCAGCCUGUAUGUGAUGGCAAGGAAAACCAGCAAUAAAACAAGUCCUAGUUGUUUAUAGGCCAAGAUUGUAGACUAUAUUAAUAAUCUAAAAGUCUGGCACAUCACCUCAAUAGAAUAUUUUGACAAAGAACACAAUGCAUUUCUUGCCAUAGAAUAUAGUAGGUUGCAAACUAAUGCACUGAAGAGUAAUAAUAAAGAAUCUACAGUGUGACAUAGUGAUGAGGAACCACUGACAGACGUAUAGCAAAUUAAUUUACCAACUCUCCCCUUACCACUGAUCCCAUUAUGUGUGGACAUGACAAAACUGGGCACAUGACCACAAAGACCAUCUUUGGUACAAAUUACACGACCUAGUUACACUAGAUUUUGCUUAACUCAUUUAGUCUAGUCAUUUUGCCUGUAAUGUCAUCUUGUAAUGUCUAUUUCUUAUGUCGCCUGCCAUUUGGCAUCAGAUACUGAUUCAACUGACUUGUUAUACUGCAUGCUUUGAUAAACGCCGAAUAAAUACCUUUUAUAGUGACUAUGAUUUUAUAAGGUUUAAAGUAGAAGCUGCAUUUUAUAUUUGGCUUGGUUUAAUCUUUUGAUCAUUGUUAGUUACUUUUUGGGGAGAUUGUUUUCUAUUUUCAUUAUAUCGAUCUAUCUGCCAGUUUUGUACUUUCCUUUACUCUACUACAUGUCCAAGGUGACAUCUAUAAGUGUCUUGUUUUGUCCGACCAACAGCAAAAACAAACAAAGUUGAUGAAUUAAAAUAUUUAGAUUACUAUUAAAAAAGAUAAAGAAAAAGCACCAGCACAUUUUAGAAACUAGAAUCAGGGAAUAUUUGGCUUUUUUAAAUCAAUCAACUAAUUGAAUGGAGAAAAAGGGCACCAUUAUUCCAUGUAUUGUCUGACUUUUGUAUAGUGGCAUAUUGUGAUGAACCUCUCCAUAACAUUUCUAAUGUAAACAAUGUAAAUUAUAAUUUGACUGUUUUUAUUUUAAGAUUUCUUUUUGUCCUUAGUGGCCAACUCUGCAUAAAUGGUGAUAUUGAUUAUGAUGUUAUUGUGGUUCUUGUGGUUACUAUUACUUCCAUUAUUAAAAUAUUAUUUGGA